AUGCCAGCACCCCUAUAUCGAGGCCUUGACAGCUACAUCCGCUGCCUGGCUCAUAUCCUCAAUCUUAUCGUGAAAGACAUCCUUCGUAACCUAGGAUCAGGGACAAUGGAACAAGCUCAAGUAGCUUGUGAAUUUUUACAGCCUGGCAACUCGAUCACCGAUCAGUCAGCUAUAGGGAGACUACGGGUCCUCGCUCUAUGGAUCAACCGAAGUCCUCAGCGCCGACAAAAAUGGAAGCAUAUUUGCAAACUCAAUAAUCUUCCAGAUAAAUUCGUUGCGUACGAUGUAGCGACACGAUGGAACUCAACAUUUCGCAUGAUCGACGAUGGCUUGAAGUCAAGGCAACAAGUCAACAAGUUCCUAGAUCUUCAAGAGGAACUCCCGCCGUUCACUCUCCAAGAUUGGUCGUGGCUGGAGCAGAUACACACAGUGCUCCACAAGUUUAAUGAGCUUACUCUGUUCGUUUCGAAACGCGAUCCACAAAUCAGCCUCGCUGUGCCGAUUUACUACGAGCUUCAUGAAUUGCUUGAAGACAUGAGGGAAGGUAAUGGUGACUUCGCGAAUUUAAAUCAAAACAUCAGGGCUGCCGUGAAUGAAGGGAUGAAGAAAUAUGAAAAGUACUAUUCCUUUAUGGAUGACUGCGACACGUACUACACUGCCCUCGUCUUGGAUCCUCGGGUCAAAGGUGAAUUGGUCUUACGGGAACUUCAAGAUGACAAUGCCGGAAGAAUGAUUCUGGAAACAAUCCGCACGAAUCUCCAUCAGGUAUACGCGGCUAGCAACCCGGAGCAUGACGUCGCUGCCUCGCAAUUAUCUUCCCUGGAGCAAAAUGACGUGGAGUCUAGAAUGCUGAGGAAGUUGCAGGCACGAGAUCCGCCGCUGUCAGAUAUAGAUAAGUACUUUGACACUUCUCCGAUCAGCGUCGCAGAUACCACCGGCAAAAACUGGCUAUGUAAUUGGUGGAAGAUGCAUAAAGGCGAGUAUCCAGGGAUGGCAGCAGCAGCCCGAGACUAUCUCGCGAUUCCUGCCUCUGAAGUUGCUGUUGAAAGAGUCUUUAGUACAGCCAGGGAUGUGCUAGGUAUCCGACGAUAUUCUUUGAAAGGUGAAACCAUAAGAAUGUUAAUGUUGAUUCGCGAUGGCUAUAAGUGGUAG
Molecule: messenger RNA, 1152 nt
Organism: Penicillium angulare
Lineage: Eukaryota; Fungi; Ascomycota; Eurotiomycetes; Eurotiales; Aspergillaceae
Product: hAT family dimerization domain-containing protein
Exons: 1
Coding region: 1-1152 (383 amino acids)
Molecular function (GO): protein dimerization activity
Source: RefSeq, a predicted model, not a curated record